Messenger RNA from Lasiosphaeria miniovina, 705 nucleotides. RefSeq lists its product as uncharacterized. NCBI's taxonomy places the organism in Eukaryota, Fungi, Ascomycota, Sordariomycetes, Sordariales, Lasiosphaeriaceae. Bases 1 to 705 code for a protein of 234 amino acids. The transcript has a single exon. The record is from RefSeq and is a predicted model, not a curated record.
AUGCCCGUCCUGUUCGAUCGGGAGGAGGAUGGCUCCGUCUGCUACUAUGAAGACGAGGAGGCCAGAGAUAAAAUAGACAAGGGCGUCGAGAUUACCAUCAUUGUGGGCAUGGCCAUCGUCUUCUUACUUCUCCUAGCUCUCUUCCUGUCCAAGUGCACUACCAGAUCUAAGCCUCCUAAGCAGAUCUCGUACCAGAACAAUCCGGCUAACAGGGAUAGUUACGAAAUGCAGCCGCAACAGGGCUGGGCAGGCGGCUACCAUCCGCCACAACCGCUAGUAGCGUAUAGGUACCGUCCCGAGCUAGAGCCGCAAUCUCCACCUAGGUUUAGAAACAAGCUGAGAAAUGAGAGAAAGGAGAAGAAGGAGAAAGAAAACAAGAAGAAUAAAAACGACAAGCCGAGAAAGAAAUCUAGAAGAAAAAAGUAUUUCGGCCUUUUCGCCCGCAUUUUAGGGCUCAAGAGGCGCAGCCGCAUCCGCGCUACUAGCCCUCCUAAGUUUAAGUCCUGUAGCGGCAAAUCCACUAGUUCUGGGUCUAGGUUCGCUGGGGGUUCUUCGACUGACACGAGCCCCGAGUCUGACGGCCACAAUCCUCGUCCUCAGCGUCCUAUGCCAGCGCAGCCGCCUCCCAAGUUUAGUGUCUACGAUCCUCCCGGGUCGGUGUGGCCUCCCAAGUUUGUCGACUACAACUCUCCCGCGACAGCUUAG